AUGAGAAACCAGUCAACAAUAACAACCUUCAUUCUUUUGGGACUAACAGAUGACCCACAACUUCAAGUUCUGCUUUUUAUCUUCCUAUUUCUGACAUACAUACUUAGUGUAACAGGAAACCUGGUUAUCAUCAUCCUUACCUUGGUGGAUCCCCAUCUUAAAACACCCAUGUACUUUUUUCUUAGAAAUUUUUCAUUUCUAGAAGUUUCCUUUACCACAGUCUGUAUUCCUAGAUUUCUAUACAGUAUCUCAAGUGGAGAUAAUACCAUUACCUAUAACGCUUGUGCAAGUCAAAUAUUCUUUGUUAUUCUCUUUGGAGCAACUGAAUUUUUUCUCUUGGCAGCUAUGUCCUAUGAUCGCUAUGUGGCCAUCUGUAAACCCCUUCAUUAUAUGGCCAUUAUGAAUCCCAGGGUGUGUAUCUUAUUAGUUAUCACAUGUUGGGUAUCUGGCUUAAUGAUUAUUAUUCCACCCCUUGGCAUGGGCCUCCAACUUGACUUCUGUGAUUCCAAUGCCAUUGAUCAUUUCAGCUGUGAUGCAGGUCCCCUUCUAAAGAUCUCCUGCUCAGACACAUGGGUAAUAGAACAAAUGGUUAUACUUGUGGCUGUCUUUGCACUCAUUAUUACCCUAAUCUGUGUGAUCCUAUCCUAUACAUACAUCAUCAGAACAAUUCUGAGAUUCCCUUCCGUACAGCAAAGAAAAAAGGCCUUUUCCACCUGCUCAUCCCACAUGAUUGUGGUUUCCAUCACCUAUGGAAGCUGCAUCUUCAUCUACAUCAAGCCAUCAGCCAAGGAUGAAGUGGCCAUAAAUAAAGGAGUUUCAGUCCUCACUACUUCUGUUGCACCUCUGUUGAACCCCUUCAUUUAUACCUUAAGGAACAAGCAAGUGAAACAGGCAUUCAGUGACUCUGUAAAGAGAAUUUCACUUAUAUCAAAGAGCUAG
Messenger RNA from Rattus norvegicus (Norway rat), 939 nucleotides. RefSeq names its product olfactory receptor family 6 subfamily C member 2 (gene Or6c2). Gene Ontology annotation, molecular function: G protein-coupled receptor activity; olfactory receptor activity. The record is from RefSeq and is marked reviewed. Gene Ontology annotation, biological process: signal transduction; detection of chemical stimulus involved in sensory perception of smell; G protein-coupled receptor signaling pathway. The transcript has a single exon. Lineage: Eukaryota; Metazoa; Chordata; Mammalia; Rodentia; Muridae. The coding region runs from base 1 to 939 and encodes 312 amino acids. Gene Ontology annotation, cellular component: membrane; plasma membrane.